UGAGCUUUCAAGAUUUUAGGUCGGCUUCAAAAGGAGAGAGGGAGUGCACAUGAACUCACGUUUCUUUGAUUUUGGAUUAUUAUAUUUCUGAACAUAAUCGCCGUCCAGGAGUUAGCCUAUUGUCGCAGACACAUCAACGGUUUUGUUCGCUAGCCUUCAAGCUAAAGAAAAUGAAUCUUGUAAUGCACCAAGGUUGAGAUUCUCCGUAGCGAAAUUUGAAUGCAGGAUUAAGUUUUCCCUUUCACGUUUGAUGGUAUUUUCACUCUGUAUUGGGGGAUUGUGCGCGCUCGUGGACAUGAAUCCGGUGUUUUUCCUAGUUUUCUUGUAACAUUGCCUGCGAGGCUUGCGCUGAGGGUCAAAAUACCAGGAAAGAGGACUUGAAACUAAUUUAAUUUUCGUAAAUGGAUCGCCAUUCCAGUUUCAUUUCCAUCUGGCUUCAGUUGGAACUUUGUGCCAUGGCUGUUCUACUAACAAAAGGAGAAAUAAGGUGUUACUGUGAUGCAACGCAGUGCGUGGCCACCGGUUACAUGUGUAAAUCGGAACAAAAUGCCUGCUUCACCAAGUUAUUGGACCCUCAGAACACGAACUCUCCUCUCACUCACGGGUGUUUGGACCCAAUGGUGAAUGUAGCUGAUGUGUGCAGCCCCAGAACUGCUGGUGAUUUGACUGGGGGCUCCUCCAAAAUGGAGUGCUGUCACGAGGAUAUGUGCAAUUACCGAGGCCUGCACGAUCUUGCGCAGAACAGAGGAGACUCUUCAGACCAGGGCGGCAGGUACCCGCCAGAGAACGGCAGGAACCUCAUCACCCGCAUGCAGGAGCUGGCGUCGGCCAAGGAGGUGUGGUUCCGCGCGGCGGUGAUCGCGGUGCCCAUCGCGGGCGGGCUGAUCCUGGUGCUGCUCAUCAUGCUGGCCCUGCGCAUGCUGCGCAGCGAGAACAAGCGCCUGCAGGACCAGCGGCAGCAGAUGCUCUCGCGGCUGCACUACAGCUUCCACGGGCACCACGCCAAGAAGGGUCACGUGACCAAGCUGGACCUGGAGUGCAUGGUGCCCGUGACGGGCCACGAGAACUGCUGCCUGACCUGCGACAAGAUGCGCCAGGCGGACCUGGGCAACGACAAAAUCCUGUCGCUGGUGCACUGGGGGAUGUACAGCGGGCACGGGAAGCUGGAGUUCGUAUGAUCCGCCGCGCGGGACGGAGCCCGGUCUUCCGCUUCGCCGGGGCGUCUGCAGUUCGUUUUUGUUUCCCGUCACCGUUACCAACGUCCAUCCCGUUGAAUUCUGGGGGGGGAAAAAUUCAGCUUUUCAACGGAAACGACACAAGCGAACGCGAGCCUCGCGGUUUCGCCAAGGAGCACUUUACUUGAAAUAAAAGCUGAAUCAGCACGGAGUCGUCGAUAAAGGCGAGCGCGAAAGAGGACGCUUGGCGCAGGCCCAGAGAAUCCUGGACUUUUACUGAUUGCUGAAGGAUUCCAAAUUUGUCUUAUUUGCACAUUUGUAUAAAGUAAAAAUGAAAUAAAAUAGGUUGUUUUCCUUUAAAAAAGAAGCUAGAGAAAAUCACUUACACCAGGGUACAAAAGGACUUUGAGGAGUAAAAAAAAAUUCAGUGUUAACUGUAGCUGUGCACACUCCUCUGUAUGUUCAUUGUAAAGAUUUUAAAUAUAUAUUUUUUGUCGAAAA
Molecule: messenger RNA, 1676 nt
Organism: Anguilla rostrata (American eel)
Lineage: Eukaryota; Metazoa; Chordata; Actinopteri; Anguilliformes; Anguillidae
Gene: bambia
Product: BMP and activin membrane-bound inhibitor (Xenopus laevis) homolog a
Exons: 3
Coding region: 402-1178 (258 amino acids)
Biological process (GO): transforming growth factor beta receptor signaling pathway; negative regulation of transforming growth factor beta receptor signaling pathway; positive regulation of canonical Wnt signaling pathway
Molecular function (GO): frizzled binding
Source: RefSeq, a predicted model, not a curated record